CGUAGUUAGCACAAGGUACUUGAAGGAUAGUUCUUCAGAGGAAUGAUCUCACUGGUAGAUUGGGUAAACAUUAAAUGAUGGACAGUAAUCCAAACUGUUGAUUUCUCGGGAAAUGAUGAACUGAUGAUGUCAAGAUGAUACGAAGGUUUUAAGCAAACUGACAACCAAGCCGCAGGAGUAGUGACAUGGCCGCUGAUGACAAGUCCUCCUCCUCGUCCUCCACCCUGGACUGGGUUCCGGAGCCGCCACCAUCCCCGGUGCCAACCAGCCCGUCCCACUUGACGCACUUCAAGCCGCUGAGCCCCGAGCAGGAGGAACCUCCCCUGCGCUCGGCCUACAGCUCCUUUGUCAGCCUGUUCCGCUUCAGCAAGGAUGUGCGGCCCCCAGCUGUGGCAGAGAAGUCCGAAUCAGCGUCACCUUCUCCGCAGGGAGAACGGCGGAAGUGGAGUAGUCCUACACACUCCCUCCACAGCACCGGCUCCCUCAGGAAGCCGCACCCUGAGCUCACACGACGCACCUCCAGCACCUCAGUGGAUUGGGAAGAUGGGAGGCGUAAGUCCGAGACCCCUCUAGGUACCCAUGACCCGCGCACAGCCGUACAGUUACGCACAGCCCUCAAGAGACUGAAGGAGAUCAUGGAGGGGAAAAGCCAGGACAGUGACUUGAAGCAGUACUGGAUGCCGGACAGCCAGUGUAAGGAGUGCUACGACUGCAACGAGAAGUUCACCACCUUCCGUCGUCGCCACCACUGCCGUCUGUGCGGACAGAUCUUCUGUAGCCGCUGCUGCAACCAGGAAAUCCCUGGCAAGUUCAUGGGAUACACGGGUGACCUUCGCGCCUGUACAUACUGCCGUAAGAUCGCUCUGAGCUACGCACACUCGACCGACUCGGGCACCAUUGGUGAGGACCUGAGCGCCCUGUCGGACUCGCCGGUGUCCGUGUGCGUGCUGGAGCCCAGCGAGCCGCGCACGCCUGUCGGGGGCCGCAAGGCCAGCCGCAACAUCUUCCUGGAGGAGGACACCACCUGGCAGAGAAAAACUCCCAUUGGGAUGAGAAAGAAUUUGAUCCAUCAGGAAACCCAGGCUAGUGGACUGAACUCCAGGCUGACCGGAGUCCAAGAAGACGUGGGGAAGUCUCCCGCAAGGAAGAGGUCAGCCAGCGUGACCAACCUGUCUCUGGAUCGCUCGGGCUCCUCCAUGGUGCCCUCGUACGACAGCUCGGUCAGCCCCCAGACCAGUCGUGCCAUGCCUAAGCCUGACCACAGCGAGGAGGAGAGAAAGAUACUACUGAGUAGGGCAGGCGCUAAUAAAAAGUGGUUUGACCAGAAAUUGGAGUGGAAGAAAAGAAUGAUGAGGGACUCGUCCCAACUCAAAGACCUCUGGAAGAAGAUCUGCCACAACAGUACGGGCAUGGAGUUUCAGGACCACCGUUACUGGCUGCGGACCUACCCCAACUGCAUUGUGGGAAAGGAACUGGUCAACUGGCUCCUGCGGAAUGGAACCGUUUCGACCAGAGCCCAAGCCAUUGCUAUUGGACAGGCUUUAGUGGACGGGCGCUGGCUUGACUGUCUUACCCACCACGAUCAGGUCUUCCGUGAUGAGUAUGCCCUUUACCGCCCCCUGCAGAACACAGAGUUCUCAGAGACGCCGUCUCCAGACAGUGACAGCGUGAACUCUCUGGAGGGCCACUCCGAGCCCUCCUGGUUUAAGGACAUCAAGUUCGACGACAGCGACACUGAGCAGCUGGUUGAUGAGAACGACUAUACAAUGCCCAGUUCCUCUAGCCCCAGUAAGAGAACGUCAGUGAGCAGUUUUCAGUCUGCGGUGGACAGUGACUCGGCAGCCUCCAUCAACCUCAACAUGGAGCAGGACAACGUCAACUUUCACAUCAAGAAGCAGUCCAAGUACCCCCACGUGCCUCAGCCUGCCGAGAAAACUGAGGUCCUAGUGUCUGAGGAUGGUCAGAACAUUUCCAUCAGUGAUGCCUUCAUCAAAGAAUCCCUGUUUAAUCGUCGUGUGGAGGAGAAGGCCAAGGAGAUGCUCUUCACUCCACUGGGAUGGCACCACAGCUCCCUGGACCAGCUCAGAGAGGAGAAUGGGGAGAAGAAGGCCAUGGAGAGGCUGCUCUCUGCCAACCACAGCCACAUGAUGGCGCUGCUCCAGCAGCUGUUGUACAGCGAGUCCCUGUCGCUAUCCUGGAGAGACAUCAUCGUGCCCGUGGUUCGGCAGGUGGUGCAGACGGUGCGGCCAGACGUGCGCAGCUGUGACGACGACAUGGACAUCCGUCAGCUGGUCCACAUUAAGAAGGUUUCAGGAGGGAAGAAGUUUGAUUCAACUGUGGUAAAUGGUUUUGUGUGUACGAAGAAUAUUGCGCACAAAAAGAUGAACUCCUAUAUCAAAAACCCCAAGAUCUUGCUGCUGAAAUGUUCAAUUGAAUAUCUGUACAGAGAAGAAACCAAAUUUACUAGCAUUGAUCCAAUAGUCUUACAGGAGCGUGAGUUCCUCAAGAACUAUGUCCAGCGCAUUGUGGACGUGCGGCCGAACCUGGUGCUGGUGGAAAAGACUGUGUCUCGCAUCGCCCAGGAUAUGCUGCUGGAGCACGGGAUCACUCUGGUCAUCAACGUGAAACCUCAAGUGCUGGACCGAGUGAGCCGCAUGACGCAAGGGGACCUGGUCAUGUCCAUGGACCAGCUGCUGACCAAGCCUCGGCUGGGCACUUGCCUAAAGUUUUACAUGCACUCCUUCCAGCUGGCCAACAGUACGUCUGCUCCCCUCGCGGAUGAUCAGAAGACCCUGAUGUUUUUCGAAGGCUGCCCCCCUCAACUGGGCUGCACUAUUAAACUCCGAGGCGCCUCUGAGUACGAGCUGGCACGUGUGAAGGACAUCAUUCGCCUGAUGAUCUGUGUGGCCUACCACUCGCAGCUGGAGAUCUCCUUCCUCAUGGACGAGUUCGCCAUGCCUCCCAGCCUCACCAAGAGCACCUCCUUCCCCUGUCUGCUGGAGAGCACCACAGGAGAGGAGGAGGAGGAGGAGGAGGAAGAGGAGGAGGAGGAGGGUCAGAAAGGGAUGGUCCAAGGAAACGGAUCUGUGGCUGACCAGAGUGACGUCUCCCAGGGCACAGACAGUGACGUGGUGCUUGAUGAGUCCAGGAGCUCCCACUCCAGGGUACAGUCCGUGUCCGAGUCGUCGAGCAAGGACCAGGAGAGCCCCAGGGCCGAUGUGAACGCCACCGUUGGCUCGGUAGCCGACUGCGAAGGCACCGACUCGGGCUGUAAGACGUCCACUCCGCUGUCCUUCACCUCCUCCAACCCUGCCUCCGUGCCGCCGCCCUACCUGAUCUCCGACCUUGAGGAGCUGGCCGACGAGGAGGGGCUGCCGCAAGUGGCCCAAAAUGACGCUGGUGGGACGAAGGAAGGCACCCUGGUUCACGCCGAUGAUAACGAUAAUGGCACCAGCACUGGCACAGGCGCCUCGGGCUUGGACACGCCACCGACGCGCCUUUUCCGUGACCCCCUGCAGGACGACACGGGGCUGUUUGUCACCGAGCACGUGGCCUCGUCCGACGACCGGCUCAAGUCGAUAUCGGCGUGCUUCCGGCAGGAGCUGAAGGACAUCAUCCUGUGCAUCUCGCCAUUUGUCACCUUCCGCGAGCCCUUUCUGCUCACGGCCCCCGGUCUGCGUUGUCCGAGCCGCGACUACUUCCCCGAGCAUGUUUACCUCUCGCCGCUCCUCAACAAGGACUUCAAGGAGCUGGACGGGCGCCGCAAGAGGCAGCUGCUGAAGGACUCCGGCGUGGCGGCGUCGGCAGGAUCCGGAACGCCGGGGGCGUCACUGACCAACGGCGUCGGGGGUGGGGGGCCGCGGCCCAUCCAGGUGCUGCCCUCACACCCGCUGACCAGCGCGCGCAUUGCCGAGCAGGUGAGCUGCAGCCAGGAGCUAGCGCGCAUGCUGGCCGACUACCGGGCGCAGGGCGGACGCAUCCGCCAGCGGGACGACCCCUUCUCCAACCCCCAGCAGCAGGCCAGGGAGAACCAGAGCGCCAGGGUGCCGGUCAAGGCCGACAGCGAGGAGGAGAAGUCGUCAGGGCAGACAGACAUCACCUGGGCCACCAAGCUGGACUGCCUGAACCCCAUCAAUCAUCAGCGUUUGUGCGUGCUCUUCAGUAGCUCAUCAGCGCAGUCGAACAAUGCACCCAACCCCUGCGUCAGCCCCUGGAUUGUGACAAUGGAAUUCUAUGGAAAGAAUGACUUGACUCUUGGUAUCUUUUUGGAGAGAUACUGUUUUAGGCCUUCUUACCAGUGCCCUAGUAUGUUCUGUGAAACUCCCAUGGUACACCAUAUUCGGCGUUUUGUGCAUGGCAACGGGUGUGUCCAGAUCGUCCUCAAGGAGCUGGAUUCACCUGUGCCAGGCUACCAGCACACCAUCCUCAAUUACUCCUGGUGCCGCAUCUGCAAACAGGUGACCCCAGUAGUACCCCUGUCCAAUGACUCCUGGUCCAUGUCUUUUGCAAAAUACCUGGAGCUGCGUUUCUACGGACACCAGUACACGCGCCGUGCCAACGCUGAGCCCUGUGGCCACUCCAUCCAUAAGGACUACCACCAGUACUUCUCCUACAACCAGAUGGUGGCCUCCUUCAGCUACAUACCAGUGCGCCUUCUGGAGAUUUGCCUCCCUCCUCAAAAGAUCAUCAUCAGGAACCAGGGCCCCUCUAAAAAUUGCAUGCAACAGGACCUCAAGGACUUCUUACUGAAGGUAUCUCAAGUGUAUCUGGCCAUAGAUGACCGUCUCACCUCCCUGAAGACGGACACCUUCAGCAAGACCCGAGAGGAGAAGAUGGAAGAUCUGUUUGCACAGAAAGAUGCAAGUAUCCACUUCACACCCUGCAAACAGCACGCCGUCAAAUCAUGCAUGAUGGAGGAGGCAGAGCUGCGCGGUUGGAUUGAGAAGCUGCAGGCCCGUCUGCAGGCCACAGCGCUGGAGUCCCCUCACCAGCUGCAGGUCGUGCUCGAGUCCGUGGUGGUCAAGAAGCAGAGCCUCUGUGAGACCCUGCAGUCUUGGAACAGCAGACUGCAGGACCUGUUCCAGCAGGAGAAGGGGAGGAAACGUCUGUCUGUUCCACCCAGUCCAGGGAGACACAGGCAGACCGAGGACAGCAAGACGAGCGCACACGAGUCCUCACCCCGAAACCCCUCCCCUAUGGUCCAAAAUGGAGACAAGGAGGAUCGUCACCUGAGCACAUUGCCCUCGACCUCAGGCUCCAUCUCCCUGGCACUGCCGUCUCCUGGAGACACCGGCUCCGAGAUCGCCACCAUAGGACCCUCCUUUGCUGACCAGGACUCUGUCAGCAUCCCAGAAGAUGUGUUUGACGGACACCUGUUGGGUUCCAAUGACAGCCAAGUGAAGGAGAAGUCCACCAUGAAAACCAUUCUGGCCAACCUGCUACCUGGCAACAGCUACAACCCCAUCCCCUUUCCUUUUGACCCAGACAAGCACUACCUGAUGUACGAGCAUGAGCGCGUCCCCAUCGCUGUGUGUGAGCGUGAGCCCAGCUCCAUCAUCGCCUUCGCCCUCAGUUGUAAGGAGUACAAGACGGCCCUGGAGGAGCUGGCUAAAACCACAGCAAAGCCAGGCAGUGAGGAAGCCAUGCAGACCAGCAGUGUUGGAGAGAGUCGUGCCAAGAGUAGCCCUGCAAAGCCCAACGAGUCCAUCUCCUCUCAGAUUGGACGCAUCACUGUAGACUCAGACCCUUUGAAAGAGAUAGAUGGAGGAGACAAACAGAAGAAGCAAGCGGGCAACCCUCACAUUGAGCUUCAGUUCUCAGAUGCCAACGCCAAGUUCUACUGCCGGAUCUACUACGCGGAGGAGUUCCACAAGAUGCGGGACGAGAUCAUGGAGAGCACGGAGGAGGACUUUGUGCGCUCGCUGUCCCACUGCGUCAACUGGCAGGCCCGCGGCGGCAAGUCUGGAGCCGUCUUCUACGCCACAGAAGAUGACCGUUUCAUUCUGAAACAGAUGCCCCGGCUGGAGGUGCAGUCCUUCCUGGACUUUGCUCCUCACUACUUCACCUACAUCACGGGCGCUGUGCAGCAGAAGCGUCCCACUGCCCUGGCCAAGAUCCUGGGUGUGUACCGCAUCGGCUACAAGAACUCCCAGAACAACACAGAGAAGAAGCUGGACCUGCUGGUCAUGGAGAACCUGUUCUAUGGUCGCAAGAUGGCGCAGGUGUUCGACCUGAAGGGCUCGCUGCGGAAUCGCAACGUCAAGACGGAGCAGGGCAAGGAGAGCUGCGAGGUGCUGCUAGACGAGAACCUGCUCAAGCUGGUACACGACAACCCGCUGUACAUCCGCUCGCACUGCAAGGCCAUCCUGCGCGCCGCCAUUCACAGCGACGCCUACUUUCUGUCCAGCCACCUCAUCAUCGACUACUCGCUGCUGGUGGGUCGCGACGACACCACCGACCAGCUGGUGGUGGGCAUUAUCGAUUAUAUUCGCACUUUCACCUGGGACAAGAAACUGGAGAUGGUGGUCAAGUCCACAGGCAUCCUUGGUGGCCAAGGUAAAAUGCCCACAGUGGUGUCCCCCGAGCUGUACCGCGCCCGCUUCUGUGAGGCCAUGGACAAGUACUUCCUCAUGGUGCCUGACCACUGGACGGGGCUCGGGGUGAACUGCUGAGACGGAGACCAGGGCUGUGUGAGUGGGGGGUGGGGUGGGCUGCAGAGUGUAUAACAGUUACCAACAGCUCAUCCCCACCGACCCUGGAGACAGGAGUCCCCUCCCCUCCCGUCUAGUGCACUAGACCUCAUGCGACCGCGCUGGACAGACCACGCCCAGCCCCCAGAGUUCAGCUCACAAACUGCCAGUGCCUCAGCCACAGACACUCGAUGACGAACGGUGCCACAAAUGUAUGUGAGUUGGACGGUUUUAGAGGGUGUACGGACGCACACACACGCAUACGGAUGCGGAGACACCGACAUUCGUAUUUAUAGGAUCCUUGUGAGUUCCUCGUCUAGUUGUGUUGUACAUUUCAGUCACUUUGAUUGUGCCAACACUGAUGUUGUUUGGCUCUGUUUGCACUGAAGACAGCUGUUGACACGUUAGGCUGUAUGUAGUAUUGUGUUUUAAACUAAUGAUGAUAAUGAACGCUGUACGUUUUGUCAUACAUGUAAAGAGAUUAUGUAAUUAAAUAAUAUUAACAUAA
Molecule: messenger RNA, 7197 nt
Organism: Alosa sapidissima (American shad)
Lineage: Eukaryota; Metazoa; Chordata; Actinopteri; Clupeiformes; Clupeidae
Gene: pikfyve
Product: phosphoinositide kinase, FYVE finger containing
Exons: 43
Coding region: 186-6671 (2161 amino acids)
Biological process (GO): intracellular signal transduction; phosphatidylinositol metabolic process
Molecular function (GO): 1-phosphatidylinositol-3-phosphate 5-kinase activity; metal ion binding; ATP binding
Source: RefSeq, a predicted model, not a curated record